CCCGUGGUGCUGGCAGCGGCCCCCGGGAUGUUGGUGGCCAUGGGUCUUGUGGUGGCCGUGGCGGUGGCCGUGACCGUGGUGGUGGCCCUGGUUCUCGCCCUGUCCAGGGCCCUGCCCGCUGCCCUCCCGCACGCCCUGUCCCGCUCCGUGCUGCUCCGCGCCGCGGUCCGGUCCCGGCGGCGGCUGGAGCUGGGGGGCAGCGAGGUUCGGCGGGGCCAGGAGCUGCGGCUGCAGCGGCUGCUGCCCCCCGGCACGUUCCGUGGCUCAGAGGCUUUUCGGGAGCAGCACCCGCUGAGGCCGGGCUGCGACGGGGGAAACCCAGGGGGGGCGGUCCCCUCGCUGCGCCCCUGGGCUCUGCUCCGCAGUUUUUGGAGCACAGACCCCCCGUUGCAGGCGUCUCUGCUCUAUCUGGACACGCUCCGUGCCACCUUCCCGCGGGCGCUGGCCCCCCGCGGCACCGCCCUGCUCUCCUGGUCGCCCGGUGUCCCCCGCGCCCCGGUGGGCUGGCUCCUGCCCACCUUGUACUGCACCCCAGCCCCCGCAGGCCCCCUGCCCUCCCGAGCAGCCUCGCUGCGGGUGCAGCUGCUCUUCGCCCUGCGGGAGCGUGGCCUGCGUGUGCUGGAGGCCGGGACGGCCACCGAACUGCACGACGCCCUGGUGGUCCUGCGGGCCGGCUGGCCCGGGCUGGCCCAGGAGCUGGCGCUGGGCAGGCUGAGCCCCCAGCCCGGGCUGCCCGAGGGGGUGCGGGGCCGGCUGCAGGCGCUGCUGACCCCCGACACCGCCCGGGCCGCCCAGCUCCGGGUCGAGUGUGCCCUCGGUUUCCAGGGCAUCGUGCGACGGCUGUGGCCGCAGCUGGAGCUGGUGGUGCUGGGGACGGCGCACGGUGCGGAGCAGCUCUACUGCGAGAGCCUGAGGCAGGGCGAGUGCCAGGGGCUGCCAUUCUACUGCCCCUUCUACCGGGCGGCGGGAGCUCUGCUCGGUGUGAACCUGUGGCCGGAGGAGCCAGCGCCCCGGUUCCUGCUCUGCCCGGACUGGGCUUUCUACGAGUUCCUGCCCUGCCCGGCCGAGGAGGAGCUCCGGACGGUGCUGCUGGGCGAGCUCUGGGAGGGACGCGAGUAUGGGCUGGUACUGACGGCCGAGCCGGGAGAGUACAGGUGCCGUUCCGGGGAGGUGCUGCGGGUCACCGGCUUCCACAGGCAGUGUCCUGUGGUGGAGCCCGUGCGCAGAGAGAGACAGACCCUGAGCGUGCGGGGCGAGAGCAUCCCCGAGGAUCGGUUCUACCGGACCCUGUGCCGCGCCGUGGACAUGUGGCCAGGCGCUCGCCUGGUUGACUACGUCUGCGUGGAGAGUGCCCUGCUCGGCGCCUCUUCGGGGGCCAGCGCCCCCCACUACGAGGUGUUCGUAGAGCUGCGGGGUCUGCGGGACCUGUCGGAGGGGCAGCGCUACAAGCUGGACCAAUGUCUCCAGGAGGAUUUUCCCGUCUAUAAAUCCUUCCGCUUCAAGGGCAGCAUCGGGCCCCUGCGCCUGCACAUGGUGGGGGCCGGGGCCUUCGCCCGGCUGCGGGAGGCACUGGGCCCCUCUGGCCCCAUGCCCAGAGUCCUGCGGGAGGAGCGGCUGCUUCAGCUCGUCCAGAGCUCCGUCAUCUCCUAGGACAGCCCGAGGGGGACCGCAGCCGCGCCGCCCCAACCAUGAGGUUCGCUUGGUGACCCCCCGGGGGGCAACGGGGCAGGGUUGAGGAUGCCCAGCCCCGGGGGGUUUGCUGACUGGAGCUGGACCGUGUCCCUGCUCCGGGGUGGCAAGUGGGUGCAGGUGGCACCAUCCCUCUGGGACAGAGUGGGGCUGUUCUGGGCAGAGGGUGGGACCGUGGGGAGUGCCACAGCACAGGCAGGUCCUGCCGCGGUUCUCCCUGCUCUGCUGGGUGCCCGUGCCCUGCCCGAGGGGACACGGUGGCUAUCACAGACCACAGCCGGUGUGAGGAGGACAGCGGAAACCUCCCCGAGAACAGUAGGAGUCGUGGGGCCUCGGGCCUGCUCAGCCUAUCCUUGUGCUGAGCUCCGGGGUCCUGUGCCAUUUUGUCCCCUGGGCAGGGACAUGGUGGGCAGGACGCGGUGUGGCUGCUGGUGGCAGAUGCUGCGGGGCAGCCCUUCCGCCAGGCUCCAGUGCACGUCUGCUGGUUUAGGAAACAACAACCUCCAUCAAGAGUCACUUCCAAUUUUUAAAAAAUCAGGAGCAAAAUAGAGGAGGAUUAUCUCU
Messenger RNA from Calypte anna (Anna's hummingbird), 2253 nucleotides. It is a transcript of the gene GHDC, whose product is annotated as GH3 domain containing. Gene Ontology annotation, molecular function: acid-amino acid ligase activity. The transcript has 8 exons. NCBI's taxonomy places the organism in Eukaryota, Metazoa, Chordata, Aves, Apodiformes, Trochilidae. The record is from RefSeq and is a predicted model, not a curated record. Gene Ontology annotation, cellular component: cytoplasm. Bases 28 to 1650 code for a protein of 540 amino acids.